Messenger RNA from Aspergillus nidulans FGSC A4, 1125 nucleotides. RefSeq lists its product as uncharacterized. The record is from RefSeq and is a predicted model, not a curated record. The transcript is spliced from 3 exons. Bases 1 to 1125 code for a protein of 374 amino acids. Lineage: Eukaryota; Fungi; Ascomycota; Eurotiomycetes; Eurotiales; Aspergillaceae.
AUGCCUAAGCUUUUCAUCACCGGCAUCACCGGCUACAUCGGCGGCGACGCUUUCCACCUGCUCUCGCAGAAACACCGGGACUUCGAAUUCUCCGCACUGGUUCGCACAGAAGCGAAAGCAAAGUACGUGCGCGAGCUGUAUCCAAACGUCCGGAUCGUCAUUGGCGGUCUUGACGAUGCGGACAAAAUAGAGAAGGAGGCUGCGUGGGCGGAUAUUGUGCUUCAUACCGCCGACUCAUCCGACCACGUCGGUGCAGCGAAUGCGAUCGCCAGGGGACUGGUGCAAGGCCACUCGCUGGACCGCCCGGGGUACUGGCUGCACACCGGUGGGACAGGAAUCCUGACAUACUUCGACUCGGACGUCCAUAAGGUCCACGGCGAGCACAACGACAAGGUCUUCAACGACUACGAAGGAGUUUCCGAACUGACCAAUCUUCCCGCCGCUGCGUUCCACCGCAAUGUCGACGAGAUCGUUCUCAGGACGGGCGUUGAGCAUGCCGACCGCGUCAAGACGGUCAUCGUCUGCCCACCGACCAUCUACGGGCGUGGACGAGGCCCCGUCGCGCUUCGUGGCCGGCAAGCGUAUGAGCUCACCUCGUUCGUUUUGAAGGAGAAGUAUGUCCCAAUUAUCGGGAAAGGAUUGGCGAGGUGGAACAAUGUGCACAUAUACGACCUGAGCCGGUUAUUCGAUCUGCUUGUGCGGGCGGCUCUGGAUCCCGCCAGGAAAGACGAUAAAGAGAUUUGGGGCGAGAAGGGAUACUUCCUCUGUGAGAAUGGAGAGCAUGUCUGGGGCGAACUGUCGAAGCUGGUCGGCGAGCAGGCGCACAAGUUGGGGUACCUCAAAGACGCUCCAGUGGUCAAAGAAAUGUCGGUGGACGAGGCGAUCAGUUCGCCUGCUGGCUUUGAGGCGGCCAGUUGGGGGUGGAACUCGAGGGGGCAGGCGCAGAGGGGACGGGAAGUGCUGGGAUGGUCGCCAGAGGAGAAGAGCAUUGAGGAGGAGAUCCCCGAUAUUCUUGCUGCGGAGGCUUCGAGGCUCGACGGACAGUUCAGCUUAACGAUAAUGUUUCCACCAACCGGUGAAACUCGUCUGCUUAUUGCAGUCGAAUCAUCGUUCGCCGAUGAGUAA